AUGCUUUUCUUGUUAUCCUUUGCAGACAUUCAGUUCGAACCUCAUACAUUCAACGGCACCGAUUAUUACAAUUACAAUGAUAUCUUCAAAUUCCUUCGAGAAAUCUAUAACACAGAUAACCUUACAAAAGUUGAUGCAGUCACACUCACUCCUUCUUCAACACACCAUCUACAGAACGAAGGAUACAAAACUACAUGUUCAGUCAUUGCAGGUCCAGUUACCGAAUCACCAGGCCGAUUUUUGACAGAAGCGGAGCCUUGA
This is a messenger RNA of Trichomonas vaginalis G3, 261 nucleotides long. RefSeq lists its product as uncharacterized. NCBI's taxonomy places the organism in Eukaryota, Parabasalia, Trichomonadida, Trichomonadidae. The record is from RefSeq and is a predicted model, not a curated record. The transcript has a single exon. Bases 1 to 261 code for a protein of 86 amino acids.